Messenger RNA from Lytechinus pictus (painted urchin), 2248 nucleotides. Its product is annotated as ras-related protein Rab-7L1-like. Lineage: Eukaryota; Metazoa; Echinodermata; Echinoidea; Temnopleuroida; Toxopneustidae. The transcript has 6 exons. Gene Ontology annotation, biological process: phagosome-lysosome fusion; endosome to lysosome transport. The record is from RefSeq and is a predicted model, not a curated record. Gene Ontology annotation, cellular component: late endosome; phagocytic vesicle; lysosome. Gene Ontology annotation, molecular function: GTPase activity; GTP binding. Bases 328 to 912 code for a protein of 194 amino acids.
UACAAAGGGCGAAGAGGAACUGCAUGUGUUAUUCUGCCUUGUAUUGUAUCCUGUCUAUAUACAUAUGCGCUCUGCCGUGCAAUAUAUUAUUAUAUUGUACAGGCAUACGUGUUUUGCCGUGUAUUAUAUACCGGUAUGAUAGCGUUGAUACAUGCAGAUAGGCCUAAUCCAUUAAAUUCUUGUCUACCAAUUAAGCCAGAGCAUCAGACGAUCAUCAUCGGAUAAUAUAGGAUUAAUCUCUCGAAAGGAACAUGGACCAAUUCGUUAUCAUAUCAUGAACCUAUUGGCUAUUACAGGCAUGCCCACGUCUAAGGAUACACUUUCAUCAUGACUAAAACAAACGAUGAUAUCGAGUUGGAUCUUUCAGAUGACCCAAUUUCUGAAGAUGAUGAAAGACUUUUGAAGGUGAUUAUCGUCGGGGACACAUCGGUCGGGAAAACUAUGUUGAGUGACCGGUAUAUCCAUGGCAAGUUUGGUAUUGGUCAACCUACUAUUGGUGCUGAAUUUGCUCUGAAACACGUGACUUCUCGGGAUAUGAAGGUGAAGCUCCAGUUAUGGUCCAUUUCAGGCUGUGAGAGAGUAAGAAAAAUGACAAGUUUAUACUACAAGAACGCAUCGGCUUGUGUCAUCUUAUUCGACAUCACGCAUCGUAGGACGUUCGAAAAUGUCGCUGUUUGGAAAGAUGAUAUCGACAGUAAAACUUCGUUAUCAAAUGGAAAACCUAUCCCGUGUCUUCUUCUUGCAAAUAAGACCGAUAAGCCAGAGCACGAUAUAACAGAUGAGGAGAUCGAAGAAUUAUGUAUGAAAUACAAUUUCAUUGGAUGGAGGAAGAUUUCGGUCAGAGAAAAUACAAACAUAGAAGAAUCCAUGAACUUCCUGGUCGAGGAGACUCUAUUGCAUCUUCCUAUGUGACAAAGUGCUUUCAUCUGGAUGCCAUCUUUAGCAUCCAAUGGAAUAUGUCAUACAAGAAACUGUACUUAUUAUUUUAUAUUGUAAUGCAUGAAUUCAACCUCCAUUGUCAAGGUUGCAUGUGCUGUUCUUCAUUAAAAUUUGUAAUAAUAGCAUGUCCUGCUUCAAUUUCAACUACCAUGGCAACAGUGAAAAUUCUGCGAUUUGAUUGGGUCUUUCAAUAAAAUGUGAUAUUCCAGGAAGAGUUGCUAUCAUUAUAGCAACUCUUAAUGAAACAGGGUACAGCAGAUUUUUUACCCCUUGGAAUCUAGCAACAUCAAUGGCAUAAUUUGCAAUAUCUUAAACAUUUUUGUUUGAAAUACCUUAACAUACGAGACCUGGAAAUGGACGCUCUGGCAAGGACCCCUUUUUGUUCAGUGUUCCUGCAAACGUUCCUUGCUCAUAGUAUAGUGUACAAUGAAAAAGCAAAAUGAGACGGAGGAGGAUAUCUAGUAGAAUUAGUUGCUAUUGAAAAUUCACUAUAUUUUAUAAAAUGAUCAAUAACAUUUACAUUCAUAAUCAUAUUUUUAUAUAAUAUAUGACAGAAUAUUUAAAAUAUUAUUGUAAAUAAAUAACUUUAUAUAUAGAAUAUGAACUACUUAUUAUAACUGAAUCACAUAUAGUUUUUAUUAGUUUUAACGUUGUUUUAAUGAACUGUAUUGAAUUGAAUUUCAGAGGUCGUAUUUGUAUGUUCUGUAUCAGUGUGUGUCAAGUCUCUGUGACUAUUCAUCCACCAUUUGUUACUUGUUAACAUACAUAUAUUUUAUACAUUAAUAUAGUAAUGUCUAAAUUUGGCCCUGGUUAGGUGUAAAACAAAAUUGGGGGUUGGCAGAAUCAUAUUUUCCAGGAUCUUAUCAUUGUGUUAUGUCAAGCACCCUUUAUCCCCGCGCCCCCCAUCGAUUAUGGCCAACACCCAUCUCUAAUGUGGUUAACAAAGUUCCCCAAAUCGUUUUAAGCCAGACAACUAGAAAUAAGUGACGGUAACCUAUAAUGCUUUAUAAACAAUUAUGUGGAGCCUACGUAAUAUAUUAUGAUUUAGUUGCAUUUAUCACUUAUUUAUUUAUUCAUAAUGGUGUGCUCCGUCGUCAUACAAUGUUCAACUAUUUACAUGAUUUUUUCUUGUUAUGUUAUCAUUCCCUUGGAACUGGGGACAGAAGGCAAAUGACAUAUUUUUCUGCCCCGGCGCGCCAGAAUGAACCCAAAGUGCGCCAAAACCCAUUAUUCACACAUUUGUACGAUUAAAAUUGGUAGAUAGGAGUAAUUUCACCCAUAGAAUUCAAUAAAAGUAUUUUCAAAUAUU